Neolamprologus brichardi is the source of this 1777-nucleotide messenger RNA. RefSeq lists its product as uncharacterized. NCBI's taxonomy places the organism in Eukaryota, Metazoa, Chordata, Actinopteri, Cichliformes, Cichlidae. The record is from RefSeq and is a predicted model, not a curated record.
CGUCCUCGCCAUGACAACCGGCCCGCAUCACACUCUAAUCCACCGAUGUUUAUUUUUAGCCGCGAGCCACUCUCGUUCAGCACACGUCCCAUGUUCACGCCGUCAAUUAUUUAUAUGUUUUAGGCCUGCAGCGACCACAGAGCGGGACUGCCACAAGUCGGAGCUGCGGGAUGCCGAGAACCAGCCAGGGUGCAGAAAUGCACCUGAAAACUGCCAGAGAGCAGACCAACAAGCAGCCAGCUGCACAGACAAAGAAGCACUCUCUGAAACCCCAAACAAAGACCUCCAUGACCACAGAGUACCAGGAGAGGUUCCUUCCUCCCGCCUGUUAUGUAGCAAUCGUGACAACCGCAACAAAGAAGAUCCCUUACCAUCCGCUGAAGGGGACAAGUCAUGAGAUUACCUCUUUGAGAUCAUUUUACAUUCAGCAAAAAUGGAUAAAAAAGCCACCAAAGGUCCCACAGCCACCACAGCCACCAGAGCCAGACUACAGACGAUGCAAAGGCCCACUCAGUCCUGCAAACCAGACACCAUCCAGGACUGACUACACGAGCGUCUAUCAAAAUGAUUUUAAACAUUGGGAGGGCAGCAGGCGCCAGCCAAUCAUCAUGAAAGGCAGUUUGACAGUCAAGCAUGGAUUAGGCAACAUGCUCGCACUGGCGAAGGAACCAGAACGCAUUGCAAACACCACCAGCUAUAAAUCGGAUUACAUCCGCCACCCAACAAACCCCAGACCAGUCAAGCUGAAGCACUCUAACCAAAGCAGCAAGGAACUCCCGCUGGAGCCGAGACUGCCCUUCAAGCCAAAGAAGGCUUGGUCUACACACCAAGACCCUGACAAAGGCAGUGGUUGUUUUGAGAGGUUCAACAGUUCCCUUGAAACCAAGUUUCAGGGCCACACCAAAGAUUUCUCUUCACCAGGAGACCACAGCAUUCAAUGCCAGGUGAAAAACCUGCCAGCCCUCGAGAUAAAUGACGUCCACCGCCAUGCAGCUAGUACCGUGACGGACGAGUACAGAGUCUGGCAUUCGCCGCAAAGCUUCACCACUGUGAGAACCACCAUGUCAGUGGGCAAACCUAAAUCGCCUGACGACAGCAAAGCCAGCCCAAAGACUUUGAGACAACACCCCAAAAUACACAAGGCCUCAGCCUGUAAUUCCUCCAGAGGUGCCACACAGAGACCACAGAGUCCUGCAGACACUGAAGUGCUUUCUAGCUUCGAAUGCUCCACAGAGAACGGAGAAUCCAAGAUGUACUGGUACAGAAAUUUGGGCCGAGGAGGGACUUCGCCUGAUGGCGACAGCUGUAUAGACCAUAGCAACCAAAUAAUCAGCUGCAUGGUUUCUGACAAAAACUAAGGUGGCUGAUAAGGUGUGGUCUCGCCACAUUAUUACCUCAGGUAGUUUCUACUUCUACAGCAAUAAAAAAAAAGGAAAGAAAAAAAAAGCCAUGAAUGGGGAGAUUGUGUAACAUCAGCUAUUUUUAUACUUGUAAGCGUCUCAAUUUCACUCUUAUGUAAUCUUGAAAGUGAGAGGCACUUUAUGGGAAACAGGUUUAGACAGACAGAUGUGGACUUCCUCCAGAUAAUAAAAGGUGUUUACACUUUUUUAAAAUCAGUCACUGUUCCAGUAAGAAGUAAUCCAAUCUGCUGAAAUGACCUCCAUGUGUUUCAUAAAACCUCAGGAGCACUUUCCAAAACUAUAUUGUGAAUACACCACAAAUCAUGUAAAUGUAAUCAUGAAAUGACAUUUUAUUAAAAAAUAACACAAGGUAUUAA